UGGCAUACAAUGGCAUGUUUCCCCAAUAUCCCAAGAAAUCAAUAGGUAAAGAAUAUGAAUUAGAAAAUACAUUAACUUUUGUUACCCUGAUUUUAAAGAUGUGGAAUUUUGAUUUGCAGACAUGUCUUGGAGAAAGAAAUGCGGGGACAAUUUGCCUAUCGUUGCUUCUCCUGUUCCCAGUGGGGAGCAUGGCUCGGGGGAUUCUGCUUCCCGAACCGCUCCCUCAGAACAACCAGCUGGGGCCGAGCUGAUCAUCAUUCCCCCUGUGAUAGAGGUCCCAGAGGGAAAUAUGGGAGUCUCCCGCACGUUUGAUGCCGAGGAGGUUGAUGCGGGUAGCCUUGUUCACAGGCGCGGAUGCCCCAGUACUGGUGAUACAUCAGGUGCCGGUGAAGAAGAUGUCCAGAUUGUGGACAUUACCGAUGAAAUUCCCUCGCCUGAUUCGGUCCCGGGCGUCACCCUCACCGAGCUUUCAAAGAAGAGGAAGAGAGGUUCUCUGAUUUCCGUAGGUGAGAAGGAGAAACAAGAGAGCCUGAAGAAGGCUGGCAAGUCUCAAGAACCAUCGAAGAAGUCUGCUGGUGGUUCGAAGGUCCUCCCGUCUGCAGUGGAAAAGGGCAAGGGGCCAGCGAAGAAGUCUGCUGGUGGUUCUAAGGUUCCCCCUUCUGCCGGGGGAAAGGGCAAGGGCAAAGCUGUGGUGCCCCCUGCUGAUGAACCAGAGGAUGUUGUUCCUGGGCCGAUUUCGAGUUUGUCGGGGCAGGAGUUGAUUGAUGCCUUGAUAGCUCGUGUCCACUCAAAGGACCAGGAGAAAGUGGAAAAGCUGACCCGAGGGGCUUUAGCUACUCAGUUGUGCCAGUUGGCUCUUCAGGUGGAGGCUCGGAUGUGGGGGGCUGUUAAGUGCAUCCAUGACUACGACAUGUCAGAAAAAGAGAGAGAGAAGGAACAGGCGGAUAUCGCUAAGCGUGAUGACGACGUGGCCGGGGUGGUGGCGCGUUUGAGUAAAGCUGAAGCGGAGAUUGCUGAGCUGAAGGCUCAGUUGUCCCAAGCAGAGGUGGAGAAGUCCUCCCUAGUUUCUGAACUGACAAGGACGACCAAGGAAAGCCAUGAAAACCUGGCCAGGUUCAAGGCGGGAUAUGAAGAAGCCUACAAGGAGACCCGGCGUGAUUGGAAGAAGAUGCUCGUGGAGGCGCAGAACCGUGCCUAUGUCUUGGGAGCGCGAGACCAACGCCUGGAGUAUUUCUUGUCUCCGCAGGGUCAACACUUUCUGGGGUUGGUGCUGGAGGGCACCUUGGCGGCCUUCAAGCAGACUCAAGAAUACCUGGAGGACUUCGGACCCCUCUUUGCCUAUGUGAUACAGCAGUCCGCCUCCAAUGCGUUAGAGAUGGCGGGGGCGACCUCGGAACAGCUCGCUACCCUGGAUCUGCAUGCCUUGAUGGAGAACCUUAAUGAUGAAGAAAUAAAUAAGCUGAUGGGGAUCCCUGCGAAUUCUCCGGGGAAACCAGAAUGGUGGUAUCCAGUGCUGGAGAGGGCCAUUCCCUAUUUCGUCUUUGGGGUUGGGUCUGCUUCAUUACCCUCCGCUCCAAUGUAUAUGCCUGCUUUCUCUGCUUCCCUGUACGGCGUGGUGCCUCAUCUGCCCUCUGAUUUGGCGGCCUCUGUUUCUGAAGAUUCCGCUUCCUCCUCUUCUGCAAUGGAUCAGCUUUUUACUCUGUAUCGAGAUGAGAAAACGUAUGUACAAGAAGCUGUGAAACUGCUGGACUUGGGAGUCCGUCUCCCCAAGGUGAAGGAAGCUGGCAUGCUGCCAGUGUUUACAGAGGGAGCUGCUUUUGGCCAGAUCCCUACGGGUGGUGCCCCUUCUCUGGUCUCCUCUGCCUCUGUUCCUGCUUCUUCUACUCCUGCUGAAGAUUCCUCUGCUCCCCUCUCUUGA
Messenger RNA from Salvia miltiorrhiza (redroot sage), 1918 nucleotides. RefSeq lists its product as uncharacterized. The record is from RefSeq and is a predicted model, not a curated record. The transcript has 3 exons. Bases 122 to 1918 code for a protein of 598 amino acids. Lineage: Eukaryota; Viridiplantae; Streptophyta; Magnoliopsida; Lamiales; Lamiaceae.